AUGGAACCUCGCGUCCAAGGGCCUGCACCGCCUCCGGUGGUCGACGAGGAGUCGCGCAGGAUACAGAAGAACAAGCGGAAGCCGGUCGUCAUCUACACGGUGUCGCCCGAGGUGAUCCACGCUGAGGCCAGCGAGUUCAUGGCGUUGGUGCAGCGCCUGACCGGGCCUGGCUCGUCGCGACCCGGCGCGGCGCCCGCGAGGGCUCGGCCGUUCCCCAAAACUCGAGACCAGCAGCUGCCGGUGAGGGUCAAAGCUCGUGCACUGAACGGGUCGGGAUCGGAAGGAGCGGCGUCGGCUCCUGAUGUACCCUCGCCUUCGGUUGCUGCCUCUGACACGCUCUUCUUCCAUGGCUCGAGUCCUCCGUCGCGUGCUGUGCGUAAAGAUGAGCCGCCCAUGGCAUCUCAUAGCUGGCUGCUUCAUGGAGAAUACUUGGAUCAGAGCCCUCGCCAUCAACCUGGAUUCCCGUAG
Musa acuminata AAA Group (dessert banana) is the source of this 468-nucleotide messenger RNA. RefSeq names its product protein MKS1-like. Bases 1 to 468 code for a protein of 155 amino acids. Gene Ontology annotation, cellular component: nucleus. The transcript has a single exon. Lineage: Eukaryota; Viridiplantae; Streptophyta; Magnoliopsida; Zingiberales; Musaceae. The record is from RefSeq and is a predicted model, not a curated record.